Messenger RNA from Coprinopsis cinerea okayama7#130, 1305 nucleotides. RefSeq names its product magnesium ion transporter Mrs2. The transcript has 9 exons. Gene Ontology annotation, molecular function: magnesium ion transmembrane transporter activity. The record is from RefSeq and is a predicted model, not a curated record. Gene Ontology annotation, biological process: mitochondrial magnesium ion transmembrane transport. Gene Ontology annotation, cellular component: mitochondrial inner membrane. NCBI's taxonomy places the organism in Eukaryota, Fungi, Basidiomycota, Agaricomycetes, Agaricales, Psathyrellaceae. Bases 1 to 1305 code for a protein of 434 amino acids.
AUGCAUAGGGCCUUUUGGAGACUUUGCGAAAGCAAUGUAAGGCCAGAUAAGGGCGCCAGAGCCUAUAUCACCGGCCCAACCUCGUCGACGUUACCAAUUUCGCGGCAGAUUCAGAAUUCUCAACGGAGUGGAACUCCCGCUUGCAGACUCCUCAACAAGUCUAUUUAUUCGCCUGGGGCCAUCCUAAGGGCUCCAUCAUGUCGUAUUGGUCUUUAUUCCAACCCAUAUCUUUCCACCAACACGAGGGGGAUAUCCUGGCUGGCCAAGGGAAAGCGGACACCAACCGAAGACGACGCACAAGAAGACCAGGAGGACGCGACGAGAGCUGCAAUACUGGACAAGGUCAUGAAGGGUCGACAGCCGGCAGAGCUCAUGCUUCGCUGCAAUGUCAAGACAAUAUCGGGCCAAUUCAAGAAGUCCGACAUCUGUGCAGAACACCGUUUGCACAAGCCUCAUGUCGAUGACAGACUCGUGACCUUCGGAAAAUCGAUUCGAGGGUACCAAAUCUGGUCCCUACUAUUCUUGUUCGGAAAGAAGCCAUUCUGGUCAGUGCCACUUUAUGUCCAGUGUAAGGCGCAUAAUUUGAAAGCCAAGGGCUCUGGCUUGCCUUAUGAGUUCAGAGCAAUAGAGUCCAUCAUGCUCUCCGUCCUCAGCGCGCUGGAAGCGGAGAUGGUGUUCAUCAGAAACCUUGUCGGCGGGCUGCUGGCUGAAAUGGAGGACAACAUCGACCGUGACCGGUUCAAACGGCUUCUCCAUUAUUCUCGUCGAUUAGUUGAAGAGGCAAUCGAUGAAAUUUUAACUCAAGAUGAGGACAUGAACGCUAUGCACCUCACUGACAAGAAGAACGGUGUCACACGAGCGGUUAAUGACCACGAGGACCUCGAGACUCUUCUUGAAUCAUUCUCGAAGCAGGUAGAGGAAAUCGUAAACGAGGCAGAGACUAUAGAAGUAAGGGAACCUCUCGGUCCUACGGUACAAAUACUGAUGAAUGCUACCCCAGGCGAACGUUCAAUCGACUCAAGAAAUACUACCUUAGGAAUCGGUACUGGCGCACUCGUGGCCGGUUUAUUCGGAAUGAACGUACGUGAUGCUGGCGCUCCCGUUUAUCGAGAAGUUGAUCUCGAUUGGCAGUUGACGAGUCACCUGGAGGAACACCCCUACGCAUUCUUCAUCUUUUCAGGAGUGUCCGUCGGAGUUACUGCUUUUGUGGCCGCUUUAGGACUGCGAACCUCGGCCUACGAGGAAACCGUACCUCCCUCUCCCCCUCCGCAAACGAGAUACGGGAGGGUGGUCUUGACCGAUUAA